AUUAAAGUCUGAGUAAUGGUGAUUAACUCAUCCUGCGCCGCUAUAAAAGCCUCUGACAUUCGGAGAGAGGGCACCAUCAAGUCCAAGAACCCCAGGAGUGAAGGUUUGUGCUACUCCUCCGCAGCCAUGAAGUUCUCCCUGGUCGCCACUAUUCUUGUUGUGCUGGCUGUUGCUCACGGCUCUGAGGCCAGGUCGCUGGUGAAGCGUGAGGUCCAGGCAGAGGUGGACAGGAUCACCCAGCUCCUCAGGGAGAUGUCUGCCAGCGUCACCACGGCAACCCAGGACAUGGUGGAGAAGAUGAAGGCUCUAGAGAUGACCAACACUGCCCAGACGUACAUGGAGGACAGUCGGGCGAAGAUCCAGCCUCUGGUGGAGCAGGUCCAGUCCGAGGCAGCCAAGCUGCAGGAGCAGGUCAAACCCCUCAUCUCCAACAUCGAGGAGCACAUCCGGCCCCUAACGGACGAUUUCAACGCUCAGGUCCUGACUGACAACCUCCAGAACCAGGUGAAGCCCCUGACCAGCAUGAUGGAGAAGUUCCUCCAGCAGGUGAUGGAGCAGUCCAAGGCCCUGCUGCCACCCCAGUGAACGCUAUGGCUGGACGAACAGCCAUAGCGGAAUAGACUGGAGCGCAGAAUCCGCUCUGAACACUAAAUACUUUUCUGUUUCAGUUUCACUGAGAAGCUUAAACUUCAUCAUUAAAGUUUUCUGAAAGUCA
Molecule: messenger RNA, 715 nt
Organism: Xiphophorus hellerii (green swordtail)
Lineage: Eukaryota; Metazoa; Chordata; Actinopteri; Cyprinodontiformes; Poeciliidae
Gene: afp4
Product: antifreeze protein type IV
Exons: 4
Coding region: 16-585 (189 amino acids)
Biological process (GO): lipoprotein metabolic process; lipid transport
Cellular component (GO): extracellular region
Molecular function (GO): lipid binding
Source: RefSeq, a predicted model, not a curated record